Messenger RNA from Phalaenopsis equestris, 763 nucleotides. RefSeq names its product nuclear transcription factor Y subunit B-1-like. The record is from RefSeq and is a predicted model, not a curated record. Lineage: Eukaryota; Viridiplantae; Streptophyta; Magnoliopsida; Asparagales; Orchidaceae. Gene Ontology annotation, molecular function: RNA polymerase II cis-regulatory region sequence-specific DNA binding; protein heterodimerization activity; DNA-binding transcription activator activity, RNA polymerase II-specific. Gene Ontology annotation, cellular component: nucleus; CCAAT-binding factor complex. Bases 182 to 706 code for a protein of 174 amino acids. Gene Ontology annotation, biological process: regulation of transcription by RNA polymerase II. The transcript has 8 exons.
AACGGUGCAGAUACCCAAGCUUUCAUCCAGAUUUCUCAUCCCAGUCGUCUCCUUCCUCCUGUCUUCUCCAGCGUCCGAUCAUUCUUCUCCGCUUCCGAGCAGCGCUGAUAAAGUUCCGAUUUCUCUCUCCUCCCUAACCCAUCCCAAGCGCUUGCGCGCGAAUUUAUCGAGGUUGUUGGAGAUGUCGAGCCCUGGCGAUGGGUGCCGCGAGAACGGCGAGCGAAGCCCGAGAUCCAAUAUGCGAGAGCAGGACCGGUAUCUUCCGGUCGCCAAUAUUAGCCGGAUCAUGAAGAAGGCGCUCCCUCCGAAUGGAAAGAUUGCGAAGGAUGCCAAGGAGACGAUGCAGGAGUGCGUCUCGGAGUUCAUAAGCUUCGUCACCAGCGAGGCGAGCGAGAAGUGCCAGAGGGAGAAGAGGAAGACGAUAAAUGGAGAUGAUCUGCUGUGGGCGAUGGCGACGCUGGGGUUUGAAGAGUACAUCGACCCACUGAAAUUAUAUAUGCAGAAGUAUAGGGAGACGGAGGGUGAUAACAAGGCGUCGACAAAGGCAGCAGAUAACCUGGGUAAAAGAGAAGCAAUGGAACUUCAAGCUGAAAACCAAGCUGGUGCCAGCACACAAGGACCGAUCAAAUUUCUUCGACGCAGUUCUUUUUCUCAUGACGCGGCUUACAUGCAAUCCCAGUUUGAUAAUGGAGAUCUCUCUGGAUAAAUCUGGGAUCGUCCACCUUAGAUGCUUGUAAUUCAGGAAUUGUUGCCGCAAACAGAA